CGCAUGCGUGACGCGCCGGCCUUGACUCCGGGCGCGGCCUUUGAAGAAGAACUGUAGCUGGGGAGUCAUGGUGCUGCCGGGGCCCUCCGCCGCCGCGGAAGAGCGGCAGAGAAAGCUCCAGGAGUACCUAGCAGCCAAGGGAAAACUGAAGUGCCAAAACACCAAGCCUUAUCUAAAAGCCAAGAAUAAUUGCCCGAAGCCUCCACCUUCUAAAUUGACUAUUAGACCUAAAGAGGAUGUUACCAACCAUGUUGCUUUGCCUGUCAAAGCUACAAGACCCAUCAGCAUUAAACUUCAGUCCAGACCUGCCAGUAUCACAGGGUCCCAGAGGCCAAAGUUGGAGCCACCAAAACUUCUGGGCAAAAAAAGGCUCACUUCAGAAUGUGCUUCUUCUAACCCAAACUGUAAGCCUUCCAGAAGUAGUCAACGACAGCAUGAAUUUGGAUCAUCCACUACUGGAAAACUGUCAAGAAAAACCAUGGGGUCACUUAAUAUACAGGAAUUGAAAACUACAAAGCAGCAGGUAACACAACAAGGAACUGCUAAAUGUACAGACUCUGUGGACAAUACUCAUGUUGAAAAUGAAUCCUUGGGUAGCUGUCUAAAAGAGAUGAAUAAAGAGAACUUGCCCCAAAUCUUACCAAACUCUGAGAGGAAGCCAAAUCCUGAAUUAGGCACUGUAAGUAAGCCAAAAACUAAUCAAACCAAGAGCAGUAUGGCUCCUACUAAAGAAGUCUUGGGCAAAAGGUCAGUGACUAGUGCUGUUCUGAAAGAGAGAGUUAAUAAACAAUUUGUUGAAGAAACACAAAUCAGGAUUCCACCAGAGAAGUCUCAGCAACUCUCCAGAGGAACAGAUCUUGCAAGACCAGGGGGAAAACCCCCAAAAACAGUUUCCUCUCACUUUGUCCAGACACUUAACAGGACUCAAGCAUCAAAGAAAACAGUGGUUAAGGACAUAAAGAAUAUAAAGGUUAAUAGGGGUAAGUAUGAAAGACCAAGUGAAACUAAGUUACCAUCAUGCACUGUUACUGAACAGAAAGUAAAACAUAGCAAACCCAGCACAUACCCCAAAGUGCUUCAAAGAGGAUGUAACAACAGACAUCCAAACACAAAGCAAGAUCAUAAACCCACGCAAGCUUGUUGUAGACGUCGGACAUCAUAUGUACUGCAAAAAUCAAAAGCCAUAAGCCAAAGGCCUAAUUUGACAGUUGGCAGCUUUAACUCAGUCAUUCCAAGCACCCCUAGCAUAAGAGCAAAUGGAGCCAAAGGGAAUAAAUGCAACAACAGCUGUCAACAAAAAGCACAGACUUUGGACUCCAAGUUGAAAAGGGCUCUUCCCCAGAACUGUUUUCUAAACAAGACAGCUCCCAGAACUCAAGCUGGUGGCACAACCAUAAAUGGAAGAGGACUCCCAAAUGGGACCCAAACUAAUCCAAAUAAGAAGACCACAGCAGAGGAUCGAAGGAAACAAUUGGAAGAAUGGCAGAAAUCUAAGGGGAGGAUCUAUAAACGGCCUCCUAUGGAACUUAAAACAAAAAGAAAAAUAAUAGAAGAAAUGAAUAUUUCAUUCUGGAAGAGUAUGGAAAAAGAAGAGGAAGAAAAGAAAGCACAACUUGAACUAUCCAGUAAAAUUAACAACACUCUGACAGAAUGUCUGCAGCUCAUUGAACGGGGUGUACAUUCAAAUGAAAUAUUUGCCAUUUUGUCCAGUAUUCCUGAGGCUGAAAAAUUUGCUAAAUUCUGGAUCUGCAAAGCAAAGUUGUUGGCAAGUAAAGGCACCUUUGAUGUUAUUGGGCUAUAUGAAGACGCCAUUAGAAAUGGGGCCAGACCAAUACAAGAGUUGCGGGAAGUUGUCCUUAAUAUUUUGCAAGACCCAGACAGAACCACAGAAGGAAUUACCUCUGACUCUUUAGCUGCUGAAACUAAUAUAACAUCAAUAGAAAUGCUGGCCGAGAAGACGGAGUCUGGGACGUCUUGUCUUCCUCCAAAAGAGAGGGAACAGGUUUCAGCAACACCCCAAAUAACCAAGUCAGAACAGGAUAAUCAUCCUGGUAUCAAAUUACAGAUCGCCCCGAUCCCUAGAAUAAACGGAAUGCCGGAAGUGCAAGACAUGAAGCUUAUCACUCCUGUACGGCGUUCAGCCAGGAUCGAGCGAGCAGUGUCCCACUACCCGGAAAUGCUGCAGGAACAUGACCUAGUGGUGGCUUCUCUCAGCGAACUCUUAGAAGUGGAAGAGACAGAGUGUUUUAUAUUCCGCAAAAAUGAGGCUUUGUCGGUAACAUUAGGGUUUCAUGUCCUUGAGUCAUAAUUUCUUGAUGUUUUUUUUUUUAAAAGAGAGACGUUUCAGAGCCUCCACGAGACAAGAAAUGCACUUACCUAGGUGGCCUGGGCUUGGAAAGUAAUUCCCUGGGCUUACUCUCAGAUUUUACAUCCCCAUGGGAAAGUUUGGUUAUUUAAGACUGCAGUUUGCCACAGCUUUACAGCAUACCUAAAUUUCAAACUUUGAAAAUUAACUUACCCCACAAGUAUGGUAAAAAUUUGAAUUUUAUUGACCUACCUUAAUCCCAACAUAGUUAUUUUUUACAUCAGGAGGUCAAUUCCACAAUAUGAUACACUUUCCUUCCUGCAUCCACCUUAGCAGAGAGGGCAAGUCCUUCCAGCAUGGAAGAUCUGAGCGUAGAAACUAGCCUUCCCCGCUAGGUGGGACGUGACAGACCAUCUGGUCAAAUCCUCUCAUUUUGCAGCUGAGUUUAUGCUGGCUGUGCCUUUCGCUCAGAGGUCACAAAGGACUUUUAUGUGUGAUCUUUGACUUCCGUCACAGAUCCUUGGAGAUGAGAGGUAAUUCACAUCCUUUCUGGGCCUGGCCUCCUUAAUGAUACACAAUCCUGAACUGGGGUGGUCAUCUAGCUUUUUAUAUUCAAACCUAAUUUUGCAUUUGUUACUGAGAAAUGCUUCAAAUAAAAACAAAAGGGAGCAGCAGACAGGGGUGGGGAAAGGACCCUUGCCUCUUCAGUUCUUUGCUCUGCUAGGGGACACCUGGCCUGAGAAGACGUCUGAGCCCCAGAGACUCUCACAGGUCGCCUUUCCUUCCUCCUGGGCAACUGCUUGUGGAAAGGUAAAAUGAGAAUCGUUGUGUAAAUAUAAUGUAUAGAAAAACCUAGUCAACGUAUUUUAGAUUUUAGUUUUCUUAAUAUUUAUGUAUCAUCUAAAAAACAAUUAACUUUUGUUCAUUCCUGGUUAUUCAUUUAUCAUAUUUAUUACAGAAAACCGUGAUGGUGGCUUGGCCUAGAGAAUUAGGGGUUUGUCUGGGGAACACCAAUAGGCUAUCCCAAGAGGCCUCACAGGGAACACCCAUUACCCUGGAGAACUCACCUUGAUGUGGAUUUUUCCAUUGUGAGGGAAGCAGAUCCAUCUCUCUAAGUCAGAUUUAUAAAAACGAGGUUCCUAAAACUGAGGUAUAAAACCAUAAUGCUAAUAGACUAACUUUUGAUGAGAAAUAGAUUGUCACCACAACCAGAAUGCAGGAAUCCACACAGCUAGGCUUUCCCUUCCCUUUAGACAGACUCACUUUACCUCUAAAGCCAAAAAAUUCCCCGGGGGGUUGCUUAGAAGUCCUGGAAGCUGAAAAUGGGGCUUGGGGAAAUCAAAUCUUCAAAAUCACGAGACAAAAAGAGCCUGAAGCUCAUCCCUCCUUGUUAGGAACGUCCUUGCCUCAGACCUCAGGCCCUCCAUCUCACGUCCAUGGACCAGUCUUCUUGACUGGGCCUGCACCGCCGCCCUUUGUGCAUUACCUGUUCUUUGGCUUCAAACGGUUCAUCCUUGCCACCUAAUGCCCACACCCCGACCCAGACCGGGAAUCAGUGUCUAUAGUGAUUUUACGUCUCUCUCCCCUCAGAGCAUCGUCUCAGUAUUACAGCUCAGUUCUCAAGAGAACAGCUUCGCUAUUGCCAGUUCCUAGCAGGACGUCUCACAGUACCACCCCGGGUACUAACAAUGUAGGCUGAACCACUGGCAUCAAAUAACGUGUAGUUUUCAAACUGACAAAUUGGAGGUUUUAAACAGCCUGAUUGGACUAAGUAGCAUCUUCAGGACAUAAAAGGAUGUGGAAGUGAUGGGGAUGGUAUAGCAACUACAGAAAACUGCACCGUGAUUCUGGAGCUCUUUGUAGAUUCUUAGUAACCCUCUUGUUUAGUAAAUAGCUGUUCCUAGAUACCUGGAGCAGGAGGGAAGGAGAGAAGGAAGGUAAGAAGCAGGCCCUUAAUCACUUGGGAGAAAGAUUCAUAGGGAAUUGCAGGGGAGAUACGGGCCUCGGCAGAAAUUAAGUCUAAUGUUCAGCUUCUUAGAAGGGGAGAGUGUAAAGGGAGUGUUAAAGGAAGAUAAAUAAGGAUGGUUAUACACUGGCAUCCGGGUGCAGAAUGACCAUGAACCCGAAGACGAGGAGAGGAGGAGGCAUGACAGUUCACAUUUAUUACUGUUUACUGGGUACAGGUACUCAUGCUGUAAAAGACAUCUGUUGUGCCUGCCUGGCAUGUAGUCCCCCUUCUAAUAAGCGUGCCCUGAUUUCCUUAGGACCACCUCUUUCCCGC
Molecule: messenger RNA, 4586 nt
Organism: Balaenoptera acutorostrata (minke whale)
Lineage: Eukaryota; Metazoa; Chordata; Mammalia; Artiodactyla; Balaenopteridae
Gene: CKAP2L
Product: cytoskeleton associated protein 2 like
Exons: 9
Coding region: 68-2308 (746 amino acids)
Cellular component (GO): cytosol; centrosome; mitotic spindle
Source: RefSeq, a predicted model, not a curated record